This is a messenger RNA of Cucurbita pepo subsp. pepo (vegetable marrow), 1975 nucleotides long. RefSeq lists its product as uncharacterized. The record is from RefSeq and is a predicted model, not a curated record. NCBI's taxonomy places the organism in Eukaryota, Viridiplantae, Streptophyta, Magnoliopsida, Cucurbitales, Cucurbitaceae.
AGUAAAAGCGAGGGGGGGAAACAGAACAAACCUCCGCGCUUAUUCUUUCUCUUUUCUUCAUUCUUCACAACGGGGUCCAAAUAAAUCAGCAAAGAGCGGAGAAGGCUCUUGGAUUCAUCGGUAAUGGAAGAUUCUGAGAAAUUGACGGCCCUCAAGAAGGCUUACGCCGAUAUAAUCCUCAAUACGGCGAAGGAAGCGGCGGCGCGUAUUAUGGUUUCUGAGAGGAACGCUAUUCGGUUCCAGCAGGAGCUCGCCGCGACUAAAGAUGAGGCUUUCCGGAUACUGCUUAGGCUUAAGCAAAUGUUGGAUUCUAAGGUCAGCGAGGCAGAGACGGUGUCUUCAAAUCAAAAGAAAAAGAUCGAAGAACUUGAAGCCCAGCUUGAGGAAGCUGAGGACAUAGUGAGGGAACUUAGAGCUCAGUUGCAGGAAGUUCAAGAUGAAUUGGAACAUGUGAGGAACAAAAAAGUAGUGCCCCAAGAUAAGCAAAACUUGGCCAGUAAUGUUGCAUCUCGGGAGGACUUGCCGAACUUGCAUGAGAGGAUUGUACCUUAUAGCAUAAAUUCAACUUUAAAUGGGACAUGCAUUGAUAGCUGGCCUGAAAGUAAAAAUGAAUUGCAGAUGGAUAAUGGUCAAGUUCACGGAGAUUUUGCCUCCAUGGUGAUGAGAAGCAAAGAACCCAAGCUUUACAGAAAUGGCUGUACUCAGAGAGUACGUGCAUUUGAAAGAAAAUUGAUUGAUCGAAAAGUGUGUCUGGCUGGACAAGCUGAAAAUGUCAAGAAUAAGGCGUUCAAUACGGGUGAAGAAGAGGGUAAACUUAUGUGUAAAACAUUCAUUGCCAAGGAUGAUUAUAUCGGUCGAGAAAGGAAGAAUUUUAAUGAGAUCAAGGCAUUGCCUGAGUUAUUAAGCAAGGAUAGUCAAGUUCCAAUUAUUAAAUCCCUCCGCCGAAAAAGAAAACGAGCUACUAGGUACAACAAGAGGAAAGCUUUACCUGUUCUUGAUGACAUUACUAAGCAACGCAAGUCACCUGACCUUCACUGCCCAGAAAGUCUUUCAGUGGAUAACGAUGAUUCAGAGGAAUGUCUGUCGAAAAAAGAAAUUGAUGGUCAGAAUGGUCUAAUCUUGCUCUCAACCCCCGUACUCUCGGAAAUAAAUGAAAUGCCAACACCUUCAGGAUGUCCCGACGCCAGUGAGGGAGAUGGAGCAGUAAUAAAUUAUUGCCCUCCUAGGAACAUGACGGACGAUGAUAUAGCAGUUGUAGCUAAAUCUGACUUCACUGGCCAGGAAAAUUUAUGUGGGGAGAAUGUGGAGGCUUCUGCUUAUAAAAUAGACGUCGACCCAGUUAAGGAGUCAUCAGUUAACUUGGAUAUGAAAAACUCCGAUGUACUUGAUGAGAUUCCGAGUCAACAGUCAGAUAAUAAAGUUCUCAAGUAUACAUUCCAAAGAAAACGAAAGAAGGAAUCUUUAAGCAGCCCUGAUGGGAAAUCAUCAGUUGAUGAAACCAUAUUAAAGAAAAGGAUGAAGGAUAAACAAAGUGCAUCAUCAGAAUCAGACAAGUAUAGCUUAAUGACAGAAUCAUCUCGGGACAACCGUCGAUUGGCACAGGUUGCUCGGCAGCUCAUAUCUUUGUCUGAGAAGAAGUGGCGGUGAUAGAACUCUGUCUGCCCUGAAAUUCAUAAUUGUUGCUUUGAGAAAUAAAACCAACUGCAACAAAAAAAACCUGAAUAUGGGCUGUUUUGCAAGAAAAUAUUGGUUGCUAAGCAAGUGAAAUGAUUUCCAAGGAAGCUCCACAGGCCAUGAGCAAGUACCAUAUGGACGAUCGAUAUAUAUAUAUAUAUCGUCCGCUAACUUAUGAAUGUUUAUGUAAUCUUUAUAUCCUUCCUUUCGUUACUAUAUAUAUUAAAACCUUGAAUCAUGGCAUUUUUCUUUCCCCUUGGGAAAGCUUAGUUAAUUAUAUUCCAAUUUUCAUAUGGUAUUU